Molecule: messenger RNA, 1993 nt
Organism: Tachyglossus aculeatus (Australian echidna)
Lineage: Eukaryota; Metazoa; Chordata; Mammalia; Monotremata; Tachyglossidae
Gene: GK5
Product: glycerol kinase 5
Exons: 17
Coding region: 29-1729 (566 amino acids)
Biological process (GO): glycerol-3-phosphate biosynthetic process; triglyceride metabolic process; glycerol metabolic process
Cellular component (GO): mitochondrion
Molecular function (GO): glycerol kinase activity
Source: RefSeq, a predicted model, not a curated record
GAGGGAAAAAAGGAGGAGGGAAGGAGGGAUGGCGGAGCGUGGCCGGAGCCCCGGGGCCCCUGGGCCGGCGGGCUUCGUGCUGGGGCUGGACGUGGGCAGCACCGUCAUCCGCGGGCACGUUUACGACCAGCGGACGACCAUCCGCGGCUCCAGCCGACAGAAGUUACCCGUCGACCCAUCACCUAUUUCCUAUCUUGGCAACCUCGAAUUCCUUCCCACUUCAGAUCUGACAGGUCAUACAUCUCCUCAUCGUCAAAGCCCUCCUGAAUUCACAUCUCCUCAAAAGGUAGAAAUACUUUAUCCUCACAGUGGCUGGGUUGAAAUCGAUCCUGAAGUUCUGUGGACUCAAUUUAUUGCUGUAAUCAAAGAAGCUGUACAAGCUGCAGGAAUACAGAUGAAUCAAAUCGUUGGUCUUGGCAUCUCAACACAGAGAGCAACUUUCAUUACAUGGAACAAGACGACAGGAAAUCCUUUCCACAACUUCAUUAGUUGGCAAGACCUAAGGGCAUCUGAACUGGUCAAAUCCUGGAACAAUUCUUUUCUAAUGAAGGCAAUACACAGUUUCUCCAAGGUGCUUCAUUUUUUCAUUCGAAGUAAACGACUUUUAGGGGCCAGCUUACUCACUUUCACCACACAGCAUGUGUCUUUGAGACUGGCAUGGGUUUUGCAGAACCUAGUAGAGGUGCAAAGAGCGGUUGAAGAAGAAAAUUGUUGUUUUGGAACUGUCGAUACUUGGUUGUUGUAUAAACUCACAAAAGGCUCUGAAUAUGCCACUGAUUUUUCCAAUGCCAGUUCAACAGGAGUUUUUGAUCCAUAUCAGAUGUGUUGGAGUGGUUUUCUUACCUUCCUGCUUUCCAUACCCUUGUCUCUCCUACCUCCAGUGAAGGAUACAAGUCACAACUUUGGGUGUGUGGAUGAACAGAUACUCGGUGUGCCUAUACCAAUAGUGGCCUUGGUCGCUGACCAGCAGUCAGCCAUGUUUGGAGAAUGUUGCUUUCACCGUGGAGAUGUAAAACUAACCAUGGGAACAGGGACCUUUAUGGAUAUUAAUACAGGAAACCACCCACAACAAACUGUUGGAGGCUUUUAUCCGCUGAUUGGUUGGAAGAUAGGUCAAGAAGUUGUGUACUUAGCUGAAGGCAAUGCAGCCGACACUGGUACUGCCAUUAAAUGGGCUCAAGAAUUAAAUCUUUUCACAGAUGCAGCCGAGACUGAUAAAAUGGCCAAAAGUUUAUGCAGUUCUGCAGGAGUGUAUUUUGUCCCAUCCUUUAGUGGGCUGCAGGCGCCAUUAAAUGAUCCACAUGCAUGUGCCUCUUUUAUGGGUCUGAAGCCUUCCACCAAUAAAUACCAUCUUGUGCGUGCCAUAUUGGAGGCUAUAGCUUUCAGAAACAAACAACUGUAUGAGAUGAUGCAGAAGGAGAUUCAUAUUCCUGUUACAAAAAUUCGGGCAGAUGGAGGAGUUUGUAACAAUAGUUUUGUGAUGCAGAUGACUAGUGAUUUAAUUAACGAGAAGAUAGACCGGCCUGUCCAAGUAGACAUGUCUUGUCUAGGAGCUGCAUUUUUAGCUGGUCUUGCUGUUGGAUUCUGGUCUGACAAAGAAGAGCUGAAAAAUCUGAGGAAAAGUGAAGUUAUUUUUGAGCCACAGAAACAAUGGAAAGAAUAUGAACCUAACAUGCAAAACUGGGUGAAGGCGGUUCAGCGUUCUAUGAACUGGUAUAGCAAGAUGUAACACAUACUACAUGGAAGAAUUCUGUAUUUUUGAAAAAUGGUUUUCUAUUCAGUCAAAUCUUUACAUUGAUAAGGCAACAAUACCUCAUGAACAAAACUUUCCUUUGGAGUUUACGCUUCCAAAGCAGAAGAACACCAAAAUGCACCCAUUGCUUCCAACGAUCUUCCUGCUGCUAUCUGAUCACUCCAUUAUUACUUUGGAGUCUCAUUUUUUCUUCCACCUACCGGAGACCAAUUUUACAUUAAAGUGCAUUUAUUUCUGGAA